UAUCGAUAUUCCAUUACUUCGUCAUGCCCUCGGCUUGUCAAGUGACACCCUCCAGCUCGUGUCGCAUUGAGGCGCCCCUUUCAGUUGCCGCAUCAUUGCUUCACUGUCGCAAGCAUUCGCGACAUCUGCUCCUGCUGCCUGCUGGCCAAUUAAAGUUCGCAUUAUUCACUUCCUUAUAUUCUGAUCUUUCAAUCCAACCUGUUCGCUCAAUGUCACUGAUCGACCUACUCUCCCGCUGAUCAUCCUCCCCCUCCACCCCCCACCAAAAUGGCGCCUUUCGAUGCACUGCCCGAUGAACUAAUCCAUCAUAUCCUGCAGUAUAUCCCCCCCGCAGAGACUCUAUUGAAGAUAUCGUGCUUGUCGAGACGCUUGAACCGCGUCGCCGAAACACCACUGCUAUGGCGAUACUACUGCGAGACGUCCUUCAAAUAUUGGCAAUCCGACCAUGCGUUCAAGGACAAGCUGCGAACCAGGGCAUCGGGCGUCGACUGGAAACGGCUCUUUACCAUUCGACUCCAUCGCAAUCACCGCGUCGCCGAACUCCUCGAUGAAAUUGUCGCGUCACGACUUGCAAGGCUACAAAGGACCGAGGAGAUUUGUCAAUUUGGGUACGAUGCGAAAGACUACCUCCUAACCCAGUGCCGGACGAGCGACGAUGCCGAAGACGUCCUCGCCCGAAGAUACUACUCAUGCACCGUCCUCGACAGCAUCCAUCGAAGUCUUGCCAUUGCAGAAUGGGCAAAAUUCCAGAAGCACGCUGCUUACUACACCGACAUGAAAACGCCGAACAGCGAGAAGCUCAAAUGCGGCAUGCGACUGGAGCGCGCUUUAGGAGCCUUCGAUAUGUUCAUGCUCCACGACAACGAAGGCGACAUGGACGAGAUCACCGAAAUGCUGGAUGCGCUGGCCGACCACUUCCGUCAGGCUCAUCCGAACAUUGAAGGCAUGACCACGCGUGAGAAGGCUGUCACUCUGGCGCGGUGGCUUCAUGAGAACGACAUGACUGGCUUGGACGAUCCCGAAGAAACCUAUCGAUAUUUACGCAACUGCCUCAUCGGAAGAGCCCUCAAGGAUGACCGGCACCCGUCUCUCCCCAUCAUAUCCUGCGCGAUAUACUCGGUCCUCGCCGAAAGAAUUGGCGUCGAAGCGUACUGCUGCGCCCUGCCAAAUCAGGUGCACGCUAUCGUCCUGUCCCCAACGGGCAUAUCAUUAGACGGCCAGCGUUUGUCGGACGGUGAUUUGCAGCAAAAAAUGUUUCUUGAUCCCUUCGCGACUGGAGACGAAGUCUCAAAGGAUUACCUGCACAUGUUCCUGUACCGAUGCGGCGUUACCACGGGUCACGAUAAUCUGCUGACUCCUACUGCUACCGAUCUGAUUGUUACUCGGACCGCGCAGAACAUCCGCUCCUCUUUCACCAGCUUCCGAGCUCGGACGCGACCGGUGUCGGAGUUGAUCCCCAUGAUCGAGCUGAGCCGCGGUGAUUGGGCGCGCAACUUGCAGCCGGCACUGUACAGCAUGAUUUGGGCGAGCAUCAUGAUGGUUCCUAUCAUGCCAGACAACGAGGACGUGCGGUGGGAUUGGCAGCAAGAUGCGAGAGACUUGCUCACGUACUUUUACGAAUAUUUCCCCGAAGACUCGUGGCUUAUCGAGAAGUACAUCUGUCCAAUGUACGACACAUUUGCAGCUCCCGGCCGCCGCCAAAAUAUCUGGGAGCUGCCGUCAAAGAGGGUCCGAGACCAGAUCAAGGAAAUACGACGCCUCGACUUGUCCGAGAAACCACCUCGCCGCCGCACCGUCUUGACCGGGUCGCUGAAACCCAAAUAUCGUGUGGGCCAGGUAUUUAAGCACCGGCGGUAUGAUUACUACGGUCUGAUCCUAGGCUGGACUGUAGACGGAGUGCAGUCAAUGGGUUGGGACGACGGUUCUCACCUGAGACAUCUCCAGCCGUAUUAUCGCUGCAUGCUUGGCACUGAUGGAUCUGAUCAUCACAUCUAUGCGGAAGAGAACCUGGAAGUCGUGGACGUCAAAGGAGGCGUCGAGGUACUUCCGACGGAGAUACGAGAUUUGUUGCCCAUGGCAGGCAAAUUCUUCAAACGUUGGGAUGCUGAGGCUGGAGUAUUUGUCAGUAACCUAAGGGAAAUGUUUCCCGAGGAUUGAGCCACAGAUGUGUGAGGCCUUUUUUUUCUUAAUUGAAACAGCUAGAGCCACUUUGAUCAAAUGGCAUACUAUCAUCAUUCAUGUCCGCACGUGGAUUUACGUGGCUCGUAGUGCCGUAGUGUUCGUAUGCAUAGAAGUAUUGUGGGCUUAUCGUGACAAGGUCCCAUCCGCGGUCAAUGGCGA
Messenger RNA from Pseudomassariella vexata, 2340 nucleotides. RefSeq lists its product as uncharacterized. The coding region runs from base 268 to 2157 and encodes 629 amino acids. Gene Ontology annotation, molecular function: DNA binding; protein binding. The record is from RefSeq and is a predicted model, not a curated record. NCBI's taxonomy places the organism in Eukaryota, Fungi, Ascomycota, Sordariomycetes, Amphisphaeriales, Pseudomassariaceae. The transcript is spliced from 2 exons.